This is a messenger RNA of Sphaerodactylus townsendi, 8193 nucleotides long. It is a transcript of the gene DENND4C, whose product is annotated as DENN domain containing 4C. Gene Ontology annotation, molecular function: protein binding. The transcript has 34 exons. The record is from RefSeq and is a predicted model, not a curated record. Bases 234 to 6164 code for a protein of 1976 amino acids. Gene Ontology annotation, biological process: regulation of Rab protein signal transduction. Gene Ontology annotation, cellular component: cytoplasmic vesicle. NCBI's taxonomy places the organism in Eukaryota, Metazoa, Chordata, Lepidosauria, Squamata, Sphaerodactylidae.
GGGGCGAAGGGAACAUGGUGGCCGCUUCCUCUCUUGCAAAGAGCAGCCGCAGUGGCGAGUCCGGUUGCUCUCGAGGCGGGGAGAGGCGCUGAGGCGCAGGCAACGGCCGGAGCAGGCUCUGCUCUUCCUCUGUGCGGGAAAGGAGCCCCGCGUUUGGUGCUGCCGCUGCAGCUCUUGGCUUGCUCUGUGCCCAGCAGAUGGAGGAUUAGUUAGUUGAAAGGGGACCUCCUUGAAUGCCAGCACAAAGGAUACAGAUGGCAGGUGCUGAGGAAUUCCAGCAACCAGCUAUGAUUGAGGAUAAAGGCCCAAGAGUGGCCGACUACUUUGUAGUGGCAGGACUCACGGAUACAUCAACACUUCUGGAUCAAGAAAUAAAUCGUCUUGAAACAAAGUCUGUUGGUCCAAAGGCUCCAAUCACAGAUCUUGCUGUCAUUAUUAAAUCAGCAGGUGAAACAGUCCCCGAAGGUUACACUUGUGUUGAAUCGACACCCACAGCACUUCAAGCCAACCUGAACUAUGGGAGUCUUAAAAGCCCAGAGCUUUUUCUUUGCUACAAGAGGAGCAGGGAGAAACCCCCUCUUACUGAUAUUGGAGUUUUAUAUGAAGGGAAGGAACGUGUAAUGCCAGGCUGUGAGGUGAUCCAGGCCACGCCUUAUGGUCGCUGCGCUAAUGUCAAUAACAGUUCGGCCUCUUCCCAGCGCAUCUUUAUCACCUAUCGACGGGCUCUUCCUGUGCGACCCCAAAACUCCUUGGCUGUUACCGACAUCUGUGUUAUUGUAACCAGCAAAGGAGAAACUCCUCCUCAUACUUUCUGCAAGGUUGAUAAGAAUUUGAAUUGUGGCAUGUGGGGCUCAAGUGUAUACCUGUGUUAUAAGAAGUCUGUUCCAGCUUCUAACUCAAUUGCAUAUAAAGCUGGUUUAAUAUUCAGAUAUCCAGAAGAAGAUUAUGAGUCAUUCCCUUUGUCAGAAUCUGUACCUCUAUUCUGUCUUCCAAUGGGAGCUACUAUUGAAUGUUGGGACCCUCAAACCAAAUACCCACUACCUGUAUUUUCAACAUUUGUUCUCACUGCUUCAUCUGCUGAAAAGGUGUAUGGUGCUGCUAUUCAGUUUUACGAGCCAUAUUCGCAAGAGCUUCUCACAGAGAAGCAGCACAUACAGUUGGGUCUCUUGACCGCUGUAGAGAGAAAAGUGGAUACCUCCAAAUCCAUAAAUUCCAACAAGUGCAUCUGCUUACUGUCCCACUGGCCUUUUUUUGAAGCCUUCAGAAAAUACCUUAUGUUCAUCUACAAGCUGUCUGUGUCUGGACCUCAUCCUCUUCCCAUUGAAAAGCACAUAUCCCACUUUAUGCACAAUGUACCUUUCCCUUCUCCUCAAAGACCAAGAAUCCUUGUACAGCUGUCUGCACAUGAUGCAUUAAUACUGUCUCAACCAGUUUCUACACCUUUGCCACUCAGUGGUGCAAACUUCAGCACACUGCUAAUGAAUCUUGGACCAGAAAAUUGUGCUACUCUGCUGCUCUUUGUGUUACUGGAAGGCAAGAUCCUACUCCACUCUCUCCGACCCGCUGUGCUGACUGGAGUAGCUGAAGCAGUAGAAGCUAUGAUCUUUCCAUUUCAGUGGCAAUGUCCCUACAUCCCUCUCUGUCCUUUGUCUCUGGCAACGGUGCUCAGUGCUCCCUUCCCAUUUAUAGUUGGAGUUGACUCCCGGUACUUUGAUUUAUAUGACCCUCCACAAGAUGUUGUUUGCAUUGACUUAGACACAAACAUGGUGUACAUAUCAGAUGAUAAGAAGAGUAUGAACUGGAAACAGCUUCCCAAGAAGCCAUGCAAAAGUCUGCUCAGCACCUUAAAGAAACUGCAUCCACAACUGGCGUUAGUUCACAGAAAGACACAAGAAGGCUCUGCAGUUGAGAUGACACCUAUAGAAGCGGAUUUCUCCUGGCAGAAAAAGAUGACCCAAUUUGAGAUGGAGAUUCAGGAAGCUUUUCUGCGUUUCAUGGCUUCUGUCUUAAAGGGAUACAGAACAUUCCUUAAACCAAUCACACAGGCACCUUCGAAUAAAGCCACUGCUGCAGAUUCCCUGUUUGAUCUUCAAGGGUUUUUAAAAAGUAGAGAUCGCGCCUACACAAAAUUUUACAUGGCUUUAACUAAAACACAGAUAUUUAGCCGCUUCAUUGAAGAAUGCAGUUUUGUGAGUGACAAAGAUACCGGCUUGGCUUUUUUUGAUGACUGUGUGGAAAAGCUUUUUCCUGAGAAAGGAUCAGAAAAAGGAGAUAAGGUUGAUGCCGAUUCUACAGAGGAUAUUCGAUUGAUUGAGCUUGAUGAGUCACAAAAGAGUGAACAUACCGUGUUUAUAAUGCCCCCAGAGCCUCCUCCUGAUGAUGGGCAGGAGAAGACACCUAAAUACAGCUACAACACCUUCCCUAGACUAGAUUAUAAAUUCUUCGACAGGCCCCAAGAGCUGAAGCUUUCGUUCAACAGGCACACGGUUGGAGGUACUGUUUCAAACAGUCCAGCACUCAUGGCAAAGAGGACAAAACAGGAGAUAAAAGCAGCCCAUAAGUUAGCCAAGCGAUACUACACAAGCCCUCCACAAUGGGCCAAGUGCCUCUUUAGUCACUGCUACAGCUUAUGGUUCAUUUGUCUGCCAGCUUAUGUCAGAGUUUCCCAUCCCAAAGUCAAAUCUCUGCAACAAGCAUAUGACGUUCUUAUCAAAAUGAGGAAAACAGAUGUGGAACCCUUGGAUGAGGUUUGCUAUCGAGUUGUAAUGCAGCUCUGUGGACUUUGGGGCCAUCCUGUUCUGGCUGUAAGAGUCCUUUUUGAAAUGAAAAAUGCUGGUAUACAGCCCAAUGCAAUCACCUAUGGUUAUUACAACAAGGCAGCUUUGGAGAGCCCGUGGCCUAGCAGUAGUCGCAGUGGCAUUUUUCUGUGGACAAAAGUACGGAAUGUGGUGCAGGGCAUGGCCCAAUUUAGACAGUGCCUCAAAAAGUCUACACGCAAUUUACAAGUUCCUUCAGUACCAGCUCCCCGGAUGACCACAGGUGGAAGUGAUGGGGAUACGGUGAGCCAUGGUAGUGUGGAUAGUUCUAAUGAUGCUAACAGUGGGGAGCACACACUCUUCGUCAGAGACUUAGUCAGGCUUGAUUCCAUUGGUAAUCACUCUAGCACAGGUGGUCAGUCUGAUCAAGGAUAUGGUUCCAAAGAUGAACUGAUAAAGGACGAUGGAGAUAGCAUUCAUACACCAGAUAUGCUUGUUGAGAAAGAACUUGUGGCUAAAGAUGAUGAUCUAACUGGAGAAGUUGUUGGUGCCGGUGAAUCUGGUGAAAAAUGCCUUAAUCCAGAAUCCUACAGCCCAAUAGAAGUCCCAGUACAACCUGGAAGCAGCAUUGUAAAGGUUCCCUCUGGUAUUUUUGACAGUACUGGCAGGAAGAGCAGCAGUGGAACUCCAUCCAGCCCAUUGUUUGUAGCUCAGGAUCCGAUUGACGAUUUAGUGUUUGAUGACAGCACUUCUCCCAAGAGAACUGGGGAAAAAGGGAAGAAGAGGCAGAAGCUUUUUUCGGAACGGAGCUGCAGUUUUAGCACUGAAAGCAGAGCGGGCAUGUUGCUGAAGAAAAGCAGCUUGGACUUGAACUCCAGCGAAGUUGCAAUAAUGAUGGGAGCAGAUGCAAAGAUCCUCACAGCAGCUCUGUCUGGGGCCAAAUCAUCCCCACCCCAUACAAGUAAAUCCCACAGUUUUGACAAUGUUAGUGGUGAUCAGCCCCAUUCUGGCUCAAACACCUCCAGGACUUCUGCGGACAAAAACACUUGGGAUGCAGAGUGUUGCUCACCGCCUGUUUUGGAAAAGCUGGAAGAAGGUCAUGAACAGCUUGAAAACGGGCAUGACAACAGUGCAGUCAAAGCAGAGGACGUGAACUCCCAGCCUCUUACUGCUUCUGAGUCCAGAACUAGCCAAACAGAACCCAAAGAGACAGCGGACAAGAGAAAUAGUCUCCUUGGUAUAGUCAAGCUUGUUGAAAGGGAAGACGUUCAGGUGGGCCUGGACCCUUUAUCUUUGCUGGCAACGGAGACAGUAGAGUCAAAACCCUGUGAACAGCAAGAAAAGGCGAUGUCGCCGGUAGUUGCACGCAAUUUGGCUGAUGAAAUUGAAAGCUACAUGAAUCUGAAAAGUCCCUUGGGCAGCAAAUCGUUCAGCAUGGAACUGCACAAGAAAGAGAACAGCCCAGAGGAAGCCUCCCCUAGUUCACUUGGUCCUCCUUUGGUUAGGCGGUCAAGCCUACCUUUAGAUUCUGCUCCACCACCCCAAGUCCAGCAUCCCACUCGAAAGAGCCCAUCUGUUUCCCGAUCCAAAACCUUUACUGGAAAACCAAAGCAAUUAGCCCUUUCACGGACCCAGAAAGAGCGGUCCACGUCUUUAACUGGCUUGGGUCGUACUUCACCACAGGCCGCAUUUGGUUCGGUAGUUACAAGUUUAUCGGGUUUGAAAUUCGAUCACAUCUUAUCUGGACCUAAAAUAGAUGUUCUGAAGUCUGGCAUGAAGCAAGCCGCUAAUGUCGCCAGCAAGAUGUGGGGAGCUGUAGCAUCUGCAUAUAGCUAUUCAGAUGAUGAGGAUGAAGGGAGUCGGCCUGAUUUUACCUUUCCCGUUGGCUUUGAAGACCAGAUUUUAGGUGUCAAUCAGUCACAAAAACCAGGCAUUGCAGGACUCGCAACCAGCGAACUUGCACAGAGUACAACUAGUCUGGGGAGCAGCAAUAGCAGUGGAGAUGCAGGGAAGCAUCACUACCCAACAGGUGAAACUCCGUUCCCUAAAGGUAUAAAGGGUGUGGAUUUUGAGAAGUCUGAACAUGGCUCUUCCCAGAACACCAGUUUGUCUAGUAUCUUCCAGAAUUGUGCAAUGGAGGUCUUAAUGUCAAGCUGUUCUCAGUGUCGAGCGUGUGGAGGACUGAUCUAUGAUGAAGAAAUCAUGGCAGGGUGGACUGCCGAUGACUCUAAUUUGAAUACUACUUGCCCAUUCUGCAAGAGCACUUUCUUACCUCUCCUUAACGUGGAGUUUAAAGACCUCCGUGGAUUUGCAAGCUUAUUUUUGAAACCAAGUACCUCUGGUGAUAGUUUACAAAGCAGUAACAUUCCAUUAACCACUGAUUCUCUGGAACAGAAGCCUGUUUCUGUCCCUGCAACUGAUUUGAUCAGUUUUGAAGAACCCUCAAAUACCAAUCCAACCAUUGCUGAAGAAAACAGCACUACACCUAUACAAAGCUGCAGAACAGCAGAAGAAGAGAGUAGAGACCCCAGACCUGUACAGCCAUCUGUUGCAAAUAACACAUCCAAGCGAGGAGCUUCUCUGACUCGGAGCCACAGUGUUGGUGGCCCCCUGCAAAAUAUUGAUCUCCUGCAGCGGCCAUCUCAUUGCAUUUCAACAGUUAGCCUUCCUAACAGUUUACAGGAGGCCAUGGAUCCCAUAGCAAAAAGGCCAAAUCCUUUACCUGUAUCUGUGCCUUAUUUGAGUCCUUUGGUGCUCCGGAAAGAGUUGGAAUCCUUGUUGGAAAAUGAAGGAGAGCAAGUGAUCCACACCUCAACUUUCAUCAAUCAACACCCCAUUAUUUUCUGGAAUUUAGUAUGGUAUUUCCGUCGCUUGGACCUCCCAAGUAACUUGCCAGGGCUCAUUCUGACUUCAGAACACUGCAAUGAGGGGGUGCAGCUUCCACUGUCCAAUUUGUCUCAGGACAGCAAGCUAGUUUAUAUCCAGCUACUCUGGGACAACAUCAAUCUUCACCAGGAGCCUGGGGAGCCCUUGUAUAUAUCUUGGAGAAAUCUCAAUUCCACAGAGAAGAAACCCUCAAUAGCUUCAGAAGAGCAGCAAGCAAUAAACUCUUUAGUUGAAAAUAUCACGCUGAGCAUUCAGCACAACGAUGUUGUUAAACCCAUAAAUUUCCUUGUACAGCAAAAGCGCAAAGGCAAGCGACAAAGGAGUUUUUACAGAGAGAUUCUUUUUCUAUCCUUGGUGGCCCUUGGGAGGGAGAAUAUUGACAUAGAGGCCUUUGACACUGAAUACAGGGCAGCAUAUAAAAGUCUACCGAGUGAGAUGGUUGAAAAAAUGCAGAAGAUAGAUGCUCCACCCAGCAGCAGUGUCGAGUGGUGUAGGAAGUGGUUUGGAGCACCUGUUAUCUAAAGUUCACAGAGAAGAUGUGGCAAACCACCCACAAGACCAAAGAGAAGGCCCAAACCGGCAACAGGUUGGUUUGGAUUUGGACUCCAGAACCCCAGUGGAAACUGAUGUAUGCUCCAGUUCAGGAGUCACCAAGGAACUUUUCUUCAGGAAUGAAUUGGAAUCAGCAUGAAGUAUAUGGGUCUUGAGUGGACUGUUCGCCUUCAACAUCGCUCCUUUUAACCUUCUCAGCCUCAUGUUUAAAAGAGAUGAAAUGACAACUGGCAUUUGUAUAGUACCUUUCUCUAGAUACUCAAAGCAAUGGGAUAUUUCAUACCUAAGAGCAUCUCAAAUUAAUCUCUUUACCUACAGAGCAACCCCUGUUCAAAGAGGGAUGUGUUUUGCAGGUACAUGUACAUACUUAUUGUUCAUUGGCUGUGUGAAUGGCAAAUCUUUCCUUUGGGUCAAAAGACCAACCUCUGUCAUAAUUAAUAACCUUCUUUUAAAAACAAAAAAAAUCACUGUCCCAGUUAGUAGCGAAAACACAGCUUAGUUUGGGCUGUUUGUAAAACUUAUUUUCUCUGUUCAGUUUCCUGCAUCAAAGAGUUUUAAAAUUGUACAUACAAUGUUGUGUUCUCCCAAACAAUGAGGGGUUCCUACCCGGAGUGACUGUAUGGCAGUUGCUAUUCUAUGAUGGAAGGAUUUCGUUAUAGAAUGGCGAUUCUGUAAUGGGGAAUAUAAAUGAAUUUGGGGUACAUAAAAUGGUGUGAAAUUCAUGUUAACCAUAUACGUUUUUAGCAUUUUGUGUAAAAGAAAUAUAUGCAUAUCUAUCUAUAUAUGGGGCAAAGCUUGAAUCUUCAAGUGCACUAAUGCCUCAUUCCUGCUCAUGUUUCUAACCUGUGGGACAAUUUUUUUGCACUGCCCAAGUUAAAUAAUUCUAUCAGAAGUAUAUUUAUACCCUCACACUUGAAGAUAUAUUUACCGAGAGUGAAAAAGCAGAUUUUAAGUCUUAACAAUUUUAAUAUCUUUGGUUAAAUGGAUCUUGAGUUGAAAAAAAAAAGAUUUGCAUUAACUGUGAAGCCCUGACUAUUGUAGAGUUUGGCAUGGAUCCAGAAAACAUCAUUCAUGCAAUGAUCAUUUCACUUGUGUCUUUUGCUUGUGCAAUGAUUGGCUUUCCCCCUUCUACAGCCCCUGCGCUUUCCCCAAAGACUGCUUUGGACAGGAGCGGCAGGGAACGUAGCCCAGGAGGAACGUAGCUCACUGGGCAUCCUUGUGUAGCCAAGCCAUUGCAUUUGCAAAGGAAUACUUGAAGGGUGCUCUCCAGCACCUGACAGCAAUCGGCUGUACAAAGAAGGCACAUGUGCAAUAGUCUUCUGGCUUCAUCUUAACUCAGACAACGAAGCUCCAAACAUAACUGCCCAUUGCCUUAUGAAGUAAGUCCACUAGGAGGGAUUUGUAGCUAACAGGUUGGAUUCUGUGGCUCUGUUCCACUAGCCAAGGCGCUUUCUUCCAAGCAGGGUGGAGCCUUCCACUUGCAGAAAGCACAGCUGCUAGUGGAACAAAUCUGUAGGCUCCAACUGAGCAACUGCAGCCCAAACCUGUUCCCAGUCUUCAGUGUAUUCCAUCCACAGUAAUUUUUCACAUUUCAGUAGUAUUAGUAGAAUAUGUACUGCACGGCAUGGCAGGAUUAUAAACAUUUUAGUAACUACUCAGGCUUUUCAAUAGAGUGGUGAGUUUUGCACUUGUCAGAGCACAUUCUUUUCAGCGCUUUAGGUGCGAGUCUUUUAACUUUGAUGCUAAGUUUCAAUCCUGAUUUACUAGAAAUUUGUUUUUAAUGUGAAUGCCAUGCCUUUACAAAGCACAGUAUGAAAAAAAUCUCUCCAUUACAUCACUUCAGAUGUUCUUUCUCAUGCUCUGUUGCUAAAAGCAUGGAGAGGAAGAUGAAUGUCUGAUACUUGCUUAUACAAUUAAUUCUUGUUUCUUAAUAUGCCUCCUUCACAUCUCCUUACCCGAAUAAUAAAAUUAUGAUAUUAAUAAAAAUCCUUGAAAUACA